AUGUCUAAAGCUUUUCUCAUUUUUAUGUUCACCUUGACGAUAUUACUUUUCUUCAAAGCAACAAUUAUUUUAGCACAGAGUGGAUAUCUCACUGAGGACGAAAAGAAUGCUCUUCGUGAAAUAGCUGAUCAGUUGGGCAAAAAGGACUGGGACUUCACCUGUCAAGAACUGGAAAUACCCGAUAUGCAUUACAACGAUUCCAUCAUCUGCAAUUGUACUUCCGCUGGUGGUGUAUGCCACGUAGAAUCGAUAUAUCUAAAAGGACAGGAUUUGGCAGGUGUCCUUCCGCCCUCACUGGCAAAGUUACCCUACCUCAAGAAAAUUGAUCUUGCCCUCAACUACCUCAGUGGUACAAUACCCAAGGAAUGGGAAGCAACCAAACUGGAGUUCAUGUCUCUUAUGGCGAACCACUUAUCUGGACCCAUACCAAAAUACUUGGGAAACAUUACUACCCUCGUAUAUAUGAACCUGCAGAGUAACAGAUUUAACGGGACCGUUCCAGCAGAACUAGGGAAGCUGGUCAAUUUAAAGAAUCUCAUUCUAAGUGAUAACAAUCUCGCUGGUGAGUUGCCGACUGAAUUAAAUAAUCUAAAAAUGUUGACAGAUCUUAGGCUAAGCAGUAACAACUUCACUGGAAAAUUACCUAAUUUUCGGAGCUGGACAAACCUUCAGAAAUUAGAGAUACAAGGCAGUGGUUUUGAAGGACCCAUACCUCCUAGUAUUUCCAUCUUAAAAAAUUUAAUUUACCUAAGGAUUAGUGACUUGAAUGGAGGUGCUUCAGAGUUUCCACGGCUAAGAGACAUGAAAAAGAUUGUGUAUUUGAUGUUAAGGAGCUGUAACAUAAAUGGAACCAUUUCUAAUGACCUUGAAGAAUUUACGUCAUUGAAGAGUCUAGAUCUGAGCUUUAACAAGUUAAAAGGAGAGGUUCCAAAUUUUGAAUACCUACGACUUCUAGAUACCAUGUAUCUGACUGGUAACUUUCUCAGUGGGCAAAUUCCAAAGUGGAUCAUGAGGAGAAGUGAAGAUUACUUUAUAGAUCUUUCUUACAAUAACUUCAAUGAGACUUCUGAGCCAUCAAUUUGCAGGGAAAAUCAAAACUUGUUCAGAAGCUUUAGUGGAGUAAACAGUGUAGAACAAGAGAAGUGCCUCAUUCCUUGUUCAAAGGAUUGGUAUUCCUUUUAUGUAAAUUGUGGUGGAGGGGAAGCUACGAUUGGCAAAAGAAAAUUUGAAGCUGAUGAAGAAUCAGGAGGUGCAGCAAAAUUUGUUCACUCAAAAGAGCAUUGGGGAACUAGUAGUACAGGACACUUUUGGGACGUUGACCAAACAAAUGAUGUCUAUACAGCAAAAAAUGUGUCUGUGCUGAAAAUGAAGGACUCUGAACUCUAUACAAAUGCGCGUAAAUCUCCUUUAUCUCUCACUUAUUACGGGCGUUGCUUAGCAAAUGGAAACUACACCGUGACACUUCACUUCGCAGAGAUAGUUUUCAGAGAUAAUGGCUCUUUCCAGAGUCUUGGAAGACGGAUGUUUGACGUUUAUAUCCAGGACGAAAGGAAAUUGAAAGAUUUUGAUAUUGAAAAGGAAGCGAAAGGUGUUGAUAAAGUUGUGAUAAAACCAUUUAAGGUGAUGGUUAAGAGUAAAACUCUGGAUAUCCGGUUUCACUAUUCUGGGAAAGGAUCAACAGCCAUCCCUACAGGAGGCAAUUAUGGCCCUUUGAUAUCAGCUAUUUCCGUGGAAUCUGAUUCUAAGCCUCCAUCGAAAGGAAAGAAGAAAAUUUUCAUCCCAACGGGAGUAACAGCUUUGGCAAUUUUUCUCAUUCUCAUUAUUCUCUUUUUUUCAUGGUGGAAAGGCUAUAUAGGAGGCAAGAUCUCAAGGGAACAAGAACUAAGGGGAUUAGAUUUGCGGACUGGCUUUUUUACUUUUAGACAAAUCAAAGCCGCUACAAACAACUUUGAUGCUGCAAAUAAAAUUGGGGAAGGUGGUUUUGGAUCUGUCUACAAGGGUAUACUCUUCGAUGGUAGUGUAAUUGCUGUCAAGCAGCUGUCUUCCAAAUCAAAGCAAGGGAACCAUGAAUUCGUGACUGAAAUAGGCAUGAUUUCUGGUUUACAGCAUCCAAAUCUAGUAAAAUUGUAUGGAUGUUGCAUUGAGGGAAGCCAGUUACUGCUGGUGUAUGAAUACAUGGAGAACAAUAGCCUUGCCCGCGCUUUAUUUGGACCAGAGGAAUGGCAAGUAAAAAUGGACUGGCCAACUAGACAAAGAAUUUGUAUCGCCAAACUUGAUGAAGAUGAUAACACCCACAUCAGCACUAGAGUUGCUGGGACAAUUGGGUAUAUGGCUCCUGAAUAUGCAAUGUGGGGUUACUUAACCUACAAAGCAGACGUGUACAGUUUUGGCGUGGUUGCACUAGAAAUUGUUGCUGGAAAGAACAACAUGAAAUAUCGUCCCAGUGAAAAUUUCUAUUGCCUUCUUGAUUGGGCUACGGUUUUGCAGAACGAAGGAAGGUUGAUGGAGCUCGUGGAUCCAAGGUUGGGUUCGAAUUUCAUUAUGGACGAGGCAGAGCGAAUGAUCAAAGUUGCUCUAUUGUGCACCAAUUUAUCUCCGGCCCUAAGGCCUCCAAUGUCCACAGUUUGUGGCAUGCUUGAAGGAUAUAUAAAUGUAGAGGAAUUUAAGAUAGAUCCAAACAUCUAUGAAGAUGAAUUGAAUCUUCAAGCACUCAGAGAGAAGUUCGAAGACUUGGAACCUAAUUCAAGCGAAUCUCAGACCCUUACUCAUCCUUCCGAUGCACGAGAAAUUGGCUCGUCUUCUGUAUCUGCCAAAGAUCUUUAUCCAGUCAACCUUAAAUCUCUAUAA
Molecule: messenger RNA, 2847 nt
Organism: Fraxinus pennsylvanica
Lineage: Eukaryota; Viridiplantae; Streptophyta; Magnoliopsida; Lamiales; Oleaceae
Source: the annotation of a GenBank genome assembly